AUGACGACAAACUGCGACGACAAGGUCAACAUCGAAGCAUUUGAGCUCUCUCCACGCAAUGAGCCAGUGGUUAACACACUGGGCCGACUCCAACCCACAUUCCCGGGGCCUUCUUUGACUAUGCGUCUCGGCACUUUCAGCAACCCAGAUUUGCUUGACACGAUCGUACAAACACUGGAGAGAAUGAGCCAUGAAGAAGUUGCCGGCACAAAAGUCAAGGUCAAGAAGGCUGGUCAGGACCAUGACGAGGAUUGCGGCACCACUCACCCAAAGGCUGUCACUGAGCUGUUUAUGGAAUUCUUGCAGCCAAUGUGGGAAACGGCCGAACUAUCUCGGAUCUUCGAAGAUACACGCGAAGAGGCGAUAUGGCGCAAGGCUCAGGAGAAGAAUGCUCAUAUGUAUGAUCUGAAGUCUUUGAAGACACUCAACUUGAGCGAGGACAUUCAUCCUGAUCUGACAAGACUUGAUGGGUUCCUUUCGGAUAUGACGAAGAGAACUACUCGUACCCAAUCCUCCGAGACCUUUAUUCCUCGCUCGGAGCUUAUUGAAUUCAAACCUACCGAGCUUCCAAAUCCUCUUCGCUUGUCGUCUCCCAGGUACCGAGCGUACAAUCUUAUUGCACUAGAGCGCUGGGUUGCGGAACACCUGGGCUAUUGGAUGGGUUUACAUCUGGAUGGGGACGAGACCUGCGCCAAGCUUGCCCAAUUGAUGAAAGGCUACCACACCAGUGCGAUGGCUACAUAUGAGGGGAAUCCCGAAGCUCUCUCUGUGAUGUUGCUCACCCUGCUUCCAUGGACACAGUUUGCUAAGAGACUAUUAUCCCUGUAUCCCCAUGGAGAUCUUUCGGACCCUAUUACUGCCGCUCCGCCCACAAAUGAAUCGACUGGCGGCGGCCAAAAGCGCCUGCGCGACAAGAUUGAAGAGGCUGCUGACCAUGAAAGAGAGAUGAAGAAGGCAGAACUCCAAGAAAAGAAGGAGAAAUACGGGCAUCUCACCGACGAGUAUAACAAGACCGAGUGUGAAUAUCACAAGGUACGUGUCGCUAGCGGCUAUGGCGAACCUGCCCGCAAGGAAAAUGUUCACAGGCAACCGUGCCAAAGAUGCGUCUACUUGAGGGAGGCGACCUCCGUCAGCAUUCAUGUCCAUGAGUGGCCCCUACCCACCGGAUCCACUGGAAGUGAAGUACACUGUCUUUGA
This is a messenger RNA of Aspergillus novofumigatus IBT 16806, 1197 nucleotides long. RefSeq lists its product as uncharacterized. The record is from RefSeq and is a predicted model, not a curated record. NCBI's taxonomy places the organism in Eukaryota, Fungi, Ascomycota, Eurotiomycetes, Eurotiales, Aspergillaceae. The coding region runs from base 1 to 1197 and encodes 398 amino acids. The transcript has 4 exons.